AUGUACAGUAUCAUCACAGAGCCUAUCUCAUGGCUGAUAGGCGUCCCAGAGUCUAGCAUUCGUCUCUUUCUGACGCUGAUGAUUGCAUAUCCUAUUGGCUACAAAUACCAUCAAUUAUACGUUACAAGACAUCCCAAUGCCAGCCGAUCCACUCGAAACAUCUACAUUCUAGGCACCGGGUUUGCGCUCGCCUUCUUCUUUGCUGGCUUCCACAUUAUACAUUCACUGGUCACCAUCACCAUCAGUUACUAUGUAUGCUAUCUGGGCGACCAAUUCCACAACCGUCGUGCUGGCACGGCCGCCGUCUGGAUAUUCAACCUGAUUUACCUUUUGCUAGGCUAUUACUAUACUGCCUCUGAUGGAUAUGAUAUCAAUUGGACCACAUCUCAAUGUGUGCUAUGCUUGCGUUUGAUGGGAUUCAGUAUGGACUUCUUGGACGGCGCUAUUAUCAGUGAGGGCAAGCAAGGAUUAACCGGACCUCAUUCAUUUGCGUUUGAUUCGCCUUUGCAACACUUGCCAAAAUGGCACGAGUUUUUAGGAUAUUGCUAUUUUCCAUCUGCUUUCUUGAUCGGACCACAAUUCUCGUUCUCACUGUAUAGUCGAUUCUUGUCUGGGCCCUACAAUGGCGUGAAUAUCAGCAACAUAGAGCAUGUGGAAAAGGCUCAGCUUACUUAUGUUCUGCGCUGUGUAUCCAUCGGUAUUGCCUACAUUAUUGUGCUGCAGACACUGGGUGCAUACUAUCCCACUUCCUAUAUACUCACCAAAGAGUAUGCUGCUCAAUCAUUGCUGCAGCGCAAUGUCAACUAUUGGUUGUGCGGAAAAAUGGUAUAUGUUAAAUACGUUGGUGUGUGGUUACUGACAGAGGGUGCUAGCACGUAUUUUGGCAUCACAUACCAAGGAAACGACAAGACAGGUGAACCCAGUUUUUCGGGUCUCGCUAAUUCCAAACCUCUAGAAUUUGAAUUGAUGACCUCUGUCGAGCAUUUGGUUCCAACAUUCAACAUCAAUACAAAUUUGUGGGUCAAACAGUACGUAUUCAAGCGACUUCGCUUUCUAGGAAACAAGGAUCUAUCGCAGCUCGGCGCUCUGGUGUUCCUCGCCAUCUGGCAUGGCUUCCACUUUGGCUAUUUUGAAACCUUCUUCUUGGAGUUUGCAUUCAUCUUUGUCGAGCGUAUUCUGCGAGCCAGAUUCUACUUUCCCUUUGUCAAGCCCUUGAUAGAUCAAAACCGAUAUCUAUUUUACUGUUGGAAGGCACUUGCCUGGAUGACAGCUACAACCUGUCUCACCUAUGCUAUGGUCGGCUUUGAUUUACUCACAUUCUCCAGAGGUGUGCAGGCUCAUAACAGCGUGUAUUGGUAUGCUCAUGUAAUCACUAUUGUGUUGUUCAUCGUUCAUUUGUCGUUAGGUAAACGCGGUCUUCACAGCCGAAACAGACAGCCCAAGUCAGCUUAG
Molecule: messenger RNA, 1452 nt
Organism: Mucor velutinosus
Lineage: Eukaryota; Fungi; Mucoromycota; Mucoromycetes; Mucorales; Mucoraceae
Product: transcriptional regulator swi6
Exons: 2
Coding region: 1-1452 (483 amino acids)
Biological process (GO): lipid modification; phosphatidylcholine biosynthetic process
Cellular component (GO): membrane
Molecular function (GO): lysophospholipid acyltransferase activity; 1-acylglycerophosphocholine O-acyltransferase activity
Source: RefSeq, a predicted model, not a curated record